This is a messenger RNA of Octopus bimaculoides (California two-spot octopus), 603 nucleotides long. RefSeq names its product histone-lysine N-methyltransferase SETMAR-like. Lineage: Eukaryota; Metazoa; Mollusca; Cephalopoda; Octopoda; Octopodidae. Gene Ontology annotation, molecular function: nucleic acid binding. The record is from RefSeq and is a predicted model, not a curated record.
AUGGUAACUACGAGGAAUAUUAAUGCAGUAUAUGGGAAUCGGGCAAUAAACAUAAGUCAGUGUCAACAGUUGUUCCAGAAAUUCCGAGACAGAAAGUACAGCCUUGAAGAUGAGCCUCGUCCUGGAAGAUCUGUAGAGCUCGACGAGAACGUCCUGCAAGCCCAGGUAGAACAAAAUACCAUCGUAAUCAUUGAGGAACUAGCAGAGAAGCUUAGAUUUGACCAAAGAGUGACUGAGAAAGAUGAGUUGGUUCUUUAUAAAAAUGUCAAGCGCCGAAGACAGUGGGUAAAGAAUCGAGAAACACAAGUAUCCCAAACUAAAGAAGGUUUUAACUCACGUAAGGUGUUAUUAACUGUUUGGUGGGAUAUGAAAGGUUUAGUUCAGUUUGAACCUUUAUACCUGAACAAAACGAUAACAAAGGAGAUCUACUGCGAGCAGCUUGAGCGGCGAUACACGAAGGAAAUUGUGUCUAAACAACGUUAUAAUCCCAAUGAUGAAUUGAAUGCAGCCUUUAUCGCAGCAUUGGGAAAAAUAUCCCCUGUUAUGUUGCAGGAAAUGUCUCAAGAGAAUAUUGUGUUGCAUAGUAUUAUGCAGCUACGAUGA